Molecule: messenger RNA, 990 nt
Organism: Ailuropoda melanoleuca (giant panda)
Lineage: Eukaryota; Metazoa; Chordata; Mammalia; Carnivora; Ursidae
Product: dual oxidase 2-like
Exons: 4
Coding region: 527-883 (118 amino acids)
Biological process (GO): response to oxidative stress
Molecular function (GO): peroxidase activity; heme binding
Source: RefSeq, a predicted model, not a curated record
GUCUGCUGGAGAGGGAAAAGUGCCAACCUGGCAACCGAGACGGGUCCCACUUCUCUUUACCCGAUCCCCUGCGUUCUUGAACAGGACUUAAUGGGCUGGUCAAGUCUGAGUUCCUCAACUUGCCCCUAAGGAACCACAGCAGAUGGUUGCCUUUAAGUGCUCUUGGUUGGCCCAGGCGGUGUUGCGUAGGCAGGAGAGAGGAAUUAUUUCUCACUGGCUAUAGCCAGUUACUUUUGCAGCUCUGUAGUUCGCUCUGUGUUUGGAAGUGGUGCAGGACGUGGAGCCCUUUUAUAGCAGCCUGGGAAGCUUGCUGGGUGGAUGUCAGGGCUUGGCAGCUGGGUGUGGUUGGGAAGAGAUCUUGCAAAUAAGAGGCGGAGGCUGCUAUGCAAAUGAGGAGAGCCUGGCCUCCACAGCAAGAGAUCGAGCCUCCCGGGCCUCCCGUCCAGAUGCGGACACCUGGCGCUGGUCUGACCUGAGUGGAUACCAGGGCAGUUGGCCUUAGAGGAUCCAGAGAAGAAGGGUCAGCAUGCUCUGCGCAAGGCCAGAGGCAGUGGUGCUCCUGGGAGCUCUGCUGACUGCAUCUCUGGAUCCAGCGGGCGGCCGGGACUCACUCCCACUGUCCUGGGAAGUGCAGCGCUAUGACGGCUGGUUCAACAACCUGAGGCAUCACGAGCGUGGCGCAGCCGGCUUCCGACUGCAGCGCCUCGUGCCAGCCAAUUACGCGGAUGGCGUUUAUCAGGCUCUGGCGGAGCCGCUGCUGCCCAACCCGCGCCUACUCAGCGACGCCGCCAUGCGAGGCACCGCCGGGCAGCCAUCCCUCCGCAACCGCACCGUGCUGGGGGUCUUCUUUGGUGAGAGCAAAGUGGGAGGACACCGGGGGUGAGCACUUAGCUUGGCGCCUGGGGAGAGGGACCCUGCGGCCCGUCUGCAAAAGCACAGGAGACGGACCCAAGACUCCCAGGCGCCUUCUCCUCCGCACUAAGCAACAUU